Purpureocillium takamizusanense is the source of this 1506-nucleotide messenger RNA. RefSeq lists its product as uncharacterized. Lineage: Eukaryota; Fungi; Ascomycota; Sordariomycetes; Hypocreales; Ophiocordycipitaceae. Bases 1 to 1506 code for a protein of 501 amino acids. The transcript has 2 exons. The record is from RefSeq and is a predicted model, not a curated record.
AUGUCUCCAAAAAAGCACUCAUUUGGCUACUCUUACCUCAUUGCCGGAAUACCGGUUGGAUACAAAGGCGAUGUAAACGGGAUCAUAUCGGCGGAAACGCAGCAUUCGUCGAAGUUGGCGCGCGCAUGGUACCAUGUUGAUGCGAUCGACUAUUUGGAGCGGGGCCAUGCCUGGCUUGGGCUUCGAGGAAAGCUGGACAAUUACCUCAGGUCUCAGGGAGCGGAUCCUGCCGACUUUCCACAUGCCUAUCUCUUGACGGCAGCUAGAUUUCUGGGAUACCACUUCAACCCCGUGUCCUUCUGGUAUCUCUACUCGGCUGACAAAAUCUUGACGGCAAUCGUGCUAGAGGUCAACAACACUUUUGGCGAGAGACGGCCUUAUUUUCUUCUACGAGACUUUGCUGGCGAGGCCAAGCACCUCUCCGACCGCGAAGGUGUCUCCCGUGCCGCGCGUAUUCGGGGCACCGUAGCUAAGGACUUCCACGUGUCGCCGUUUAACUCGCGCAAAGGGAUUUACUCGGUCCUUGCAGGGGAUCCUCUUGGGCCUGGCAUGCAGGGCUUUCGAGGCAUUGAUGUUACCAUCAAUCUAGCCUCUUCCAAGGGUCAUCCGAAGCUUGUCGCCCGCCUGUUCUCAGAGGGCGAUGCGAUCGAUCCGUCGGCCAUGGAUUUCCUCCAAAAGACAAGGUUCUUGAUGAGCUGGUUCUGGGUCGGGUUUGUGACCAUGCCGCGAAUUGUCAAGGAAGCCGCUGUCCUGUUCUACAGGCACAAGCUCCAUGUCUGGUACCGUCCCGAGCCGCUCAAAGAAAGUCUUGGAAGGCACGCAGACAGCUCCGAGAGGAACCUGGAGGCGGCGUUCCGCGAAUAUCUGAAAUUUCGCGUCCGAUGUUCACCAAACCCUGUUUCGGUAACAUAUAUCCCCAGUGGCAUCACCGAUAUUUCCAAGGAAACCUAUAUCUCUGAAGGAACGGCUGAGAGACCGACCGGAGAGGUUGACCAGGUUGAGAUCAGAGUUCUUACACCAAUCUUCUACACGCGGUUUGUUCGCUACGCGCAUGACUUCGAAGGCAUUUUCAGCGAGCUCACGGAGAGCGGGACAGUUUGGGUGGACAAACCACAGGUCCUGCCCGGCAUAUUCUUGAAAAAGGGCGCGCCACCAUUGCACGCGUCGGGACUCGUUGAUUUUGCAUCCUUCAAGCUGAUUCAGAGGCUUCGUCAGAGGCCGAAACGAAUCCCAUUUGCCCCAACCUCGGUCGACCCGCCCGGUCCGCCCGGGUCUCGGGUUGUCGAUAUCCGCGACUUUCGCAUCUCCUCUAUGGAUGCGUACAUCUUGGCACAUGCCAGCGACAAGGUGAAGCGUGAGUAUCGGUCGGCGGUGCUCCGCUUAGUGACAUCGGAUAGGUACAUGUUUGGCAGCACGGAGCUUCUUGCAGCGACCCUGUUUUGUCUGCGCGUGGGGAUCUGCUGUUUGUCAGGCUCCUUAUUGAACAGCUUCCUCUUUGGCAUAUGA